This is a messenger RNA of Lepisosteus oculatus (spotted gar), 4767 nucleotides long. RefSeq names its product clustered mitochondria protein homolog. Gene Ontology annotation, biological process: intracellular distribution of mitochondria. The record is from RefSeq and is a predicted model, not a curated record. Gene Ontology annotation, cellular component: cytoplasm. Lineage: Eukaryota; Metazoa; Chordata; Actinopteri; Semionotiformes; Lepisosteidae. Gene Ontology annotation, molecular function: mRNA binding; protein binding.
AGGUAACUGGGGAGGAGUGUCUCUCAGUCACACGUCUGGUUGGGAGCAGCAGUGACAGAGGACAACAGACCGACAGCAGAAAAGAAACGAGAAGACAGGUCCGGUUCUUCUGUAGUGCAGAGGCACGGAGUGAUGAAGGAGACUGCAGCCAGGGACACAGUGCUGGACCUGUAACCUCCUCCCAGACCUGCCUCUCACGUUCCCAGCUGUCUCCAGAAGGUGUCCCAGUGCAGAGCAACGGGAGCCCAGCUCUGCACACCACUGGACGAAACACAGGAGAGGCGGGGCUAGAAGAUGCGCCAUUUACCGUGAAGAUCCAGGGGGCAGGAAUCGAACCGUUUGAGCUUCAGGUGGGCCAGUGCUGGCUGGUCCAGGAUCUGGCUCAAGCGGUUCUUGCCCGGGAGGAGGUGGUUCCCCGGACCUGCCUGGCACUGUCCCUCCACGGGGUGACUCUGGAACCGCUGUCAGAGCUGGGGGCUGCCAAGGGCUUUGGACUCGGAGUCACGAUCAAACUGAUUGAGGAGCUGUACUCACCCCAGGCUGUGCGUGUGCACCUUGCCCGGCUGCAGGAGCUGCUGCAGAGCCCUGGGCCCCAGGACGCACUGAGACAGGGACAAUCGCCCACCUACCUGGACGCUGCCUCACAGGGGACUGUCCCAGAGGUGUCCCCCGGACGAGGGUCCCGACGCUCUGCCAGUGAUGCCCGGGUCGACCCCCCUGCUGACUGCCCCCCUCCAGACUUCAUCCUCCCAGGCUGCCGAGAGCGCCCCCUGCUGUCCCUCAUUCCUGCUCUGCCCGCCAGCACACACUCUGAGAAUUCAGCCUGCCUUUCCGACCUGUCCCUCAGCCGGUGGAACCCUCCCCCUAGAAACAGGAAGCUGCAGGGCGACUUGCUGUACUUGACUGUCUGCACCCUGGAGGGGAAGAGGUGUGACAUCACAUCCUGUCCGAAGGGAUUCUACCUCAACCAAUCCACAGAAGCCCAGUUUGACCCGCGACCCGCCACGCCCUCCCUGCUUUCCCACUCUUUGGCUGACUUGCUGGCUCAGCUCAGUCCCAGGUUCAAGAAGGGACUUACUGCAUUGAGGAGCAGAUCACAGCGACCCUUGUUAGAGACGAUGGCCACGCCCUAUCGCACCCUAGCUUGGGUGGCCCCACUCCUGCAGCACCGUCCCACCUGUGACCCCUACAGCUGGCGCCUGGGGCUGGAGGAGCACAGCUCUGGCCAGGCCCCAGACUGGAACGAGGAGCUGCAGGCAGCACGUGAUCUUCCCCAGAGCACUCUGGAGGAGAGGCUGCUGAGGAGCCGGGCUCUGCUGCAGGUGAGCAGUGGCUUUGUGUGGGCUGUGACCCAGGGGGCGGAGGCUGUGAUUGACGGGAGUGCUGUGCCCAUCAACCCAAGCGAGGAGCCUCAGCUGCAGGCCUUCCUGUGUGGGGGGGUGUUCUUCAGCCAGGGCGCUGAGGGAGGCGUGCUGGGCGGGAAGCGAGGGGCCCGCGCAGCGCCCAGGCUGGAGCUGGCAGGUGUGCAGGCCUACAGCCAGCUGGGCAAGGGGCUGGUGGGGCAGGGCGCCCUGCACACUCUGCCUGCAGCCGUGGUGGACUACAGGGGGGUGCGUCUGGCUGCGCAGGGCCUGGCCCCGGGCUGGCUGGAGCCAGAGCAGGAGGGCCAGGGGGCGGCGGGCAGCACGCGGCUCCUGUAUGGGCUCUCCGCGCCCCCCCAGGAGGGCGGUCCCCGCAGGAGGCUGCUGGAGCUGCUGGCCCAGGCUGCCAAGAGCCUGGCGAUUCAGAAGCACAGUGUGUUGACGCCGCGCGACCACCCAGCCCCGCUCUUCUCCUCCGCGGACUGCAGGGGUGUGCUGGGCGCAGACGGCAGGUACUACGUGACGGAUCUGUUCCGCACCCUGCCGCCGGAUGUCAAUUUCCUGCCUCAGGAGAGGAAAGGGGAAGAUGGGUGGCCCUCGGGGUACUCAUCGCUCAGCCUACCCAGGGUCUUCCCUCACCAGCUGUGCCGCCUGCGGCCCGAGCUGGUCAGCGCCUUCAUACAGCACAAGUCGUCUCAGUUUAAGCAGCGUGUGAAAGAGACGAUGGCGCAGAGUGGGCCUGACCACGGCAGCGGACAGGGUGUUGACGCCAUCAGAGCGGCCUGUAAGGAGCUGGGCUCAGUCAGUGACAUCAUCUUUGAGAUUCGCUUCAACCCUGACCUCUACUCACCAGGUGUGCGAUUCCCGGAGGAGGAGCAGGGAGCCGUGCAGCUGCAGGAGAGGCUCCUGAGGGAGGCUGCGGCAUUCCUGGUGACAGAGCAGAUCCCAGCCUUUGUGUCAGACUGCCGGCACCGCCAUGUUAUCCCAGCAGAUGGCGCAACUUUGGCCCAGGCACUACACCAGAGGGGCAUCAACCUGCGCUACAUGGGACAGGUUGUUCGCACCAUUGACCAAUCACAGCACACUGAGCGACUGACUCAUGUCAAGAGACUGCUCUAUGGAGAGAUGAUUGUCCGGUCAGCUAGACGGGUCCUUAACAACUCUCUGCAGGGGGUGGAAACGUCCAGUUUGGCUGCAGCUGUCAGUCACUUCCUGUGUUGCCUGCUGGGACCACACUGCAAUCCCGCCCCUGUAGGGGAGGAGCCAAAACGGCGGUCUCGGAGGCGUGGCCGUGGUGGGGGCGGGGUUUCCGACAAUACUGGCUGGAGCGUGCUCAGUGCUGCGGAGCUCUGGAAUCUCAUUAGUCUGGAUGUGCAGGAGACCUAUGACCUCAAAACUGACUUGGGUUCCAGCAUUGACCAUGUGGUGGAGGUGUAUGGACUGCAGAAGGUAUCGGUGCUGAGGGAGCUGUGUCUGAAGAUGGGGAUACAGGUGCAGCUGAAGGAGUACAACCUGGACAGUCGCCACAGGCCACCCUUCUCCCCGGAGGACAUCCUGGGCAUCUUCCCUGUGGUCAAGCACCUCACCACGGGCUCCAGGGACGCCACCCGCGUGUUCUUAGGGGCGCAGGCCAGCGUGCAGAAGGGCCAGCUGCUGGAGGGGUACGAGCAGCUGAAGGAGGCCGUGUAUCUCUUCAGCCGCACCUGCGAUGAGCUGCACCCCGACGCGUGUGCCUGCCUGAGCGCCCUGGCGCGGGUCGCCCACGUCCUGGGGCGCAGUGCAGAGGCCCGCAGUGUCCAGCUGAGAGCAGUGGUGGUCAGUGAGAGAGUGCUGGGGUUCGACCACCCCAACACAGUCCAGGAGUACGCCCUGCUGGCGGUGUACGUGUGCACGGGAGGAGAGCUGCCACUGGCGCGGCGGCUGCUGUACCGGGCGAGGCUGCUGCUGCUGCUGCUGCACGGAGAGGAUCACCCCUACAUGGCCACCCUGGACAGCUCUAUUGGGCUGCUGCUGCAGGGUGAGCAGUCUGUACAGUUCCUGCAGAGCGCGCUCAGAAUCAACACCAAGUUCUGUGGCAGUGACGACCCGCAGACUGCUCUCAGUCAUCACCUUCUGGCCCAGGCGCUGUGCAGCGUGGGGGAGUAUCGCAGUGCAAUGAGCCAGGAGAAAGCAGCACUGGUAGUGUACCAGGCUCAGUUUGGAGAGGAUCACCAACAGACAAAAGCAAGCUUGAAUUUCCUGCAAGCCAUUACCCAGCAAGCUGUACGUGUGGAGCGAACCCUGAGGCAAGGCGCCGACCCUGUUGAGGCAGCACCCCCUCAGAUUUUAACUCCCUCUCUGGAGACCAGACUGGAGCAGCUGGCCCUGGUCAAUGGGAUCCUCAAAGUCACACCAGGUAACAAGACCCAUAAACAGGACAAUCAAGCAAGAGAGAGUGACAAUAAUGCUCUACAUGUCCUAGACCAGAAUGACAUAAGAAAUGAGAAUGAGAAAAUAGUUGUAGCAGAUCUGACCAACGAACUGGCAGGGCCUGAGGGACCUGAACUGUUGUCAAACGGUGGGACUGUAGAGUCACCGGCCAAUGGGGAAAAUGCUACAGAGAAAGAGACAGGUGAAGAGGAAGCGGGGCAGGAAAUCAUGAUUAAUGAAAAUACAGGUACAGAUAAAGAACUACCUGGCUCACAUCAGGAGAAGAUUAUACCCGGGGAGAAGAUGAUACCACAGGAACCAGCUCAUGACCGUUCAGGUCCUCCAGAAACGGCCAGAGAAGAGACAGCAGCCAUUUAACAGCAAACCCACUCUGAGCAACGACCAGCCCCUACAGCUGCCAUCCGUCCACAAACUUACCUUCUUCAAAAAAAGGCACAGCUUUUUAAUAGUCUGCCAAAUCAAUUAAUUUUUAAUAUUGUAAAAAUGGCAUUGUGAUUUUAUGAAACCGUGUGAUUUCUCAGUUUAUUCUGGUGAAUGAAGGACACUGAAAACAGAGCAAAAAUGCAGUGACUGGCUCCCUCCCAUACUCUGGAGGCGAAGACUGUCGCAAUGUCCUCCCCCACCUCAUCUGUAAAAUGUGUCUGACCAGAGAGCCGGCCGGCCGUUGAUACUGGCACCUCGGGGCUGACUGCUCACUAUCAACCUGGUACAGACACAGUAGUAUCAGAUGUACUUUUCCUUUAUUUACAGUAAUACAAGCUUUCAGACAAAACUAAUACAACUCUUCUCAUCUCAUUUACCCUGUGCUCUCUAGUGCUUAUUGCUUGUGCAAAACUGACAUACAUUGUACAAAUCUGACUGACCUUGCAUCUUGGGACUGCAGUUAUUUAACCCACUAGUGGGCAGUGCCAGCCUGAAUGGGCACCACAGGUGUGCAGUCAACCAGCCAGACCCCAGCUGUGCUCCGGGAUCGCCU